AUGCCCGCAGACGACGCCGCGUCCGCGCGCGUGCUCCUGUGGUUCCGCGGCACGGACCUCCGCCUGCGCGAUAACCUCGUCGUCGACGCCGCGAGCGCGCUCGUCGCGAGCGGGAGCGGCGACGUGGACGUCCUCCCGGUGUUCUGCUUCGAUCCGCGGACGUUCGCGGCGAGCGCGUGGGGGACGCCCAAGACUGGCGGCCGCCGCGCGCGAUUCUUGCUCGAGUCCGUGCUCGACCUCAAGCGAUCGCUGCGCGACGUCGGGAGCGACCUGCUCGUCGCGGUCGGGAAGCCCGAGGACGUCAUCCCGAGGUAUUUGCUGGAGGGGGGGACGAACGUCGUCCUGACGCAGGAAGAGGUGCACCAAGAGGAGAGACGCGUGGACGCGGCGAUCGCCUCCGCGGUGAAGAUCGCGAACCCCAAAAACGCGAUGCGCACGGUGUGGAACAGCACGAUGUACCACGUCGACGACAUCCCGUUCAACGCCGACGCGUCGGACGUCCCGAACGGGUUCACGCCGUUUCGGAACAAGGUGGAGUCGAAGGCGACGGUUCGCGCGCCGGCUCCGUCGCCGAAACCGGGCGCGCUGCCGCUCGCGAAAGCGUCCAUCGACGCGAGCGUUUUGGAAUACGAACCGUCGCUCGACGACCUCCCGUUCGCGACCGAGGACGAACGAGCGCGCGCCAAGGCGCCGACGCACCCGAACGCGGUGCUGCCGUUCGAAGGCGGCGAGACGGCGGCUUUGGCGCGCGUCGAGUAUUACGUGUGGGAGAGCGAAAAAAUCAAGACGUACUUUGAAACCCGGAACGGCAUGCUCGGCGGCGACUACAGCAGCAAGCUGUCGCCGUGGCUCGCGCACGGGUGCGUGUCCGCGCGACACGUCCACCGCGAGGUUCGAAAGUACGAGCGCGAGCGCGUGGAGAACAAGAGCACGUACUGGCUCAUCUUCGAAUUGAUCUGGCGCGAUUUUUUCAUCUACUUUGCGAAGAAGCACGGCAACGCCAUCUUCACGCCGCACGGCACCGCGGGCCGCGGCGGGACGUGGACCGGCGGCGCGGGCCCGUGGCGCGACGACCCCGCCGCGCUCAAGGCGUGGAAGGAGGGCAAGACCGGCUUCCCGCUCGUGGACGCCAACAUGCGCGAGCUCGCGGCGACCGGGUUCAUGUCCAAUCGCGGCAGGCAAAACGUCGCGAGCUGGCUGUGCCUCGACGCGGGCGUGGACUGGCGGCUCGGCGCGGAGUACUUCGAGAGCGCGCUGAUCGACUACGACUGCGCGGCGAACUGGGGGAACUGGGUCAGCGCCGCGGGGUUGACCGGGGGCAGGGUGAACAAGUUCAACAUCGCCAAGCAGACGAAGGACUACGACCCGGACGGGCGGUACGUAAAGACCUGGGUCCCGGAGCUGAAGGACGUCCCGAAGGGGUUCGUCGCGGACCCGCGGCGGAUGCCCGGAGACGUCGCGAAGAGCGCGGGGUGCGUCGUCGGCGUGGACUACCCCGCGCCGUUCAAGCUGCCACCGAGGAUGGCGUACGACAACGGCGGCGGCGGCCGGGGGGGAGGGAGGGGCGGGAGAGGCGGUCGCGGCGGUCGCGGCGGCGGGAGAGGCGAUGGCGGCGGCAAAGCGAACAGGAAGGCGUUCGCGGGGAAGAAGCGCGUGGGGCCGCAGGACGUCGACGUGUACGGGUGA
Molecule: messenger RNA, 1686 nt
Organism: Micromonas pusilla CCMP1545
Lineage: Eukaryota; Viridiplantae; Chlorophyta; Mamiellophyceae; Mamiellales; Mamiellaceae
Exons: 2
Coding region: 1-1686 (561 amino acids)
Biological process (GO): photoreactive repair
Molecular function (GO): deoxyribodipyrimidine photo-lyase activity; DNA binding; FAD binding
Source: RefSeq, a predicted model, not a curated record